Rotaria sp. Silwood1 is the source of this 597-nucleotide messenger RNA. The record is from the annotation of a GenBank genome assembly. NCBI's taxonomy places the organism in Eukaryota, Metazoa, Rotifera, Eurotatoria, Philodinida, Philodinidae.
AUGGGUGAUGUCAUCGAUUGCACACGAUUUGCUUGUCGGGCUGAUGAUUUGGUUCCAUUACCAUCCGAACCAGUAGAUAUUCCUCGAAUUCCUCUCAUUUCGAUUGCAUACCGUGUUGGAAGUCUUUUGGAUAUAUGUGGAGAGAAGACAAGUGAACAACAUGUAAUGAAUGCUCUCAAACGAACUAUACAAGAAUGGAGAGAACAAGGAAUAUCUGUUGACUUAUGUGAUUUCACGACAUAUUCGAAAUUAGAUGUGUUUCCGCCUCAAUACGUCAUCUUUUUGGAAUUGGUUGGCGGCGAACAAGGAUGCAAAAUUGAUGAUCAACAACUACGAGUUCUUCAAAAGAUGGCAGACUCUGAAAUCGAUCAACAACUUUGCAAAGCAAAUGAAAGAUAUGAUGGUCAUCGUAAUGGAAAAAAACUUAGUCCUCUUACAUGUAUUCUUGUUCGAAGUGGAACAUUCUCGACAUUUUUACGAAAAGAGUUGUUGACUGGUCAUGUGGAUUUAACACAAAUCAAACCUCGUCGAUUAUUGAAGAACGAGCAUCAUAUUCAAUUCUUUUAUGAUAAUAAAUUUGAUGCCUCAUCGUGUUAA